This is a messenger RNA of Chlamydomonas reinhardtii, 2752 nucleotides long. RefSeq lists its product as uncharacterized. The transcript is spliced from 10 exons. Lineage: Eukaryota; Viridiplantae; Chlorophyta; Chlorophyceae; Chlamydomonadales; Chlamydomonadaceae. The record is from RefSeq and is a predicted model, not a curated record. Gene Ontology annotation, biological process: DNA replication; DNA replication initiation. Bases 203 to 2407 code for a protein of 734 amino acids. Gene Ontology annotation, molecular function: DNA binding. Gene Ontology annotation, cellular component: alpha DNA polymerase:primase complex.
AGUGGCCGGAUUUCGCUCUUGGGACUCGUUAUGAGAGCGCAACGCCGAGCCCAGUGAUAUUGACAUACAUGAAUCUCUAGUAGCGAUUAGCUUACGGCCUGUGUGCUGGAUACAUUGCUUCCUAGAAAGGGCGGGAGCUGUCGCGGGCCUGUUGUCACCGCACAGACCAGACUCAGGUUGCGCGCACCUAUUGAUACACAUCAUGGCAGUUGCGACAGCUCAGUCGCAAAUAGCUGCCAUGGAGAAGGCGUUUGCGGCGAAGAAUUACAAGUUGGAUGCGACUCUCAUAGCUCGCGCACAGCAAAUCGCGGCGCAGCUGCACAUCUCGGCAGAGGGCUUCGUGAACCAGUAUGACAGCUUCGCGCUCGUCAGUGACUGGAGCAUGGACGUCACGGCGCAGCGGCUCAAAACUCUCUCGGAGUGGCUGGAGACGGAGCAGCGCAAGGAGAACGCAAAGCCACGUGGGGCAGGCGUGGGCACUAGCGGGGCAAAGAUCCUGCCCCAAGCCGCCAAGCCUACAUGGGAAGACCUGCCAGACAAGAUUGAGUUCCCCACGCCCAGCGCCAAGCGCCAGGCGCUGGAUCCAGCGGCCAUGAACCCCGGAACCGGAUCCAAGUCGGGCAUCAAGCCCGUGGCCGGCGGUGCUCCCGGCAGCGCGCAGCAGGCGCCACGCGCCUCCGCGCUGACGCCGCCGCCCCCCGGCUCGCAGAGCGCCUGGGCCACUACGCCCAUUGCGGCGUCGGCCGUCAGGAGCGCCGCCGCCACGCCCGCUCCACCAAGUGCCUUCUCCAUGCGCACCAACCGCGGUCAGGUCAUGGCAUCGCUGAACGAGCACCUGCCUGGGCCCAACGCGGGGGCGGCGGCAGCGAGCGGCCGCGGCGGGGUGGCUGUGCGGCCUCUGGGCCAGCCGGCUCUGGACGGCGGGGAGUACCUGUUCAUGAUGGAGGUGCUGGAGAGCAAGAUCGCCGCCCUGGAUGAGCGGAUUAUGGAUUUUGCAGACGCCGUGACGGCAACCACGCGUGCCACCGCGCCCACCCAACCCGCGCCCGCCGGUACACCCGCUCCAGCCGGUACACCCGGCCCUGGCCCUGCUGCCACACCAGAGGCGGCCGCUGCCGGAGCGCCCUCCGGCACACCCCAGCCGCCGGCUAGCGCCACACCCGGCGGCGCGCUCACGCCCGGCGCUGGCGGCGCCGCUCCGGCGGUACAGGAGGUGGCCGGCGCGGCACAGCCGCUGCAGCACUCUGUCGCUGACAUCAGCCACCAGCCGGUGUGGGUGGCGGGCCGCGUGCUGGCGGAGGCGGAGGGCGCGCCGCUGAACGGCGAAAGCCUGCUGCUGGAGGGCUGCCGCGAGGCCAGCGGCGGCGCGCGCGUGCGCCUGGACGUGUCCUGCCUGCCCGGAUACAGGCUGUUCCCCGGCCAGUCGGUGUGCGCCUACGGGCUCAACCCCACCGGCUCGCGCUUCAUCGCGCAGCGCCUGGUGACGCACGUGCCGCCGCCGCCCGCCGCCUCGGCGCUGCCCGAGGCCGCCCGGUCCGGCGGGCUGAGCCUGGUGGUGGCGGCGGGGCCGUUCUGCCUGAGCGAUGACCUGUCGUACUCGCCCCUGGAGGAGCUGCUGGCCGCCUGCAGCGCCUCCCCGCCCGGCGUGCUGAUGCUACUGGGCCCCUUUGUGGACGCGGAGCACCCCGGCCUGGCCUCGGGCUCCGCCGACCGCACCGCCGAGGCCGUGUUCCGGGAGGAGGUGCUGCGGCGCCUGGCGGCCUGGCGCACCGCGGCAGGCGCCUCCACCACACUGGCGCUGAUGCCGGCGGUGCGCGACGUGACCGCCGUCCCGGUGGUGCCGCAGCCGCCCAUGACCGCGGCUGCGGCGGCCGUGGGGCCUGCCGACAAGGUUGUGGCGCUCCAGAACCCCGCCACCGCGACCAUGGGUCCGCUUGUGGUGGCGGCGGGCUCGGGCGAUGUGCUCAAGGCACUCAGCGCGGCGGAGCUGGCGCGCGUGCCGCCCGCGGCCGCCGGCGCGCCGCCCGUGGAGCGCCUGCCCGCGCUGGCCGGACACGUGCUGGGGCAGCGCAGCUUCUACCCGCUGUACCCCGCCCCGCUGGGCACGUGCCUGGACACCUCACACUACAGCCAGCUGUCACUGGCUGCGGCGCCCGACCUGCUGCUACUGCCAUCCGACCUGGCGCCCUUUGCAAAGGUGCUGCGGCCCGAGUCCUGGGCCGCCUCCGCGCCGCCGGGCCUGGUGGCGGCGGGCGGCUGCGCCGCGGCGGCGGCGGCGCCGGUUGUGGUUGUGAACCCGGGGCGUCUGUCGCGCGGUGGCGCGGGCGGUUCAUUUGCUCACGUGCUGGUGGCGCCCGGGAGCGGGCCGCUACAUGAACGGGUGCGGGUGGAGGUGAAGCGCGUGUAGGCGAGUCGGUAGAGGGGGCUGCGGGAGCCGGGCAUGUGCACACCGGCACCGGCUGGCUUGAGGCGCGUUCAAUGACAGUGUUUCACUCUGUGUGGUCGAUAGUGUGCAGUACGUCUGUGCAGGAGGUGUUCGAGUCGGGGCCGUGUCGUAUGGAUGUGUGUGACGAUUGAGCGUGUGGGUGUAAUGGUGUGAGGCGCCCCGAGUUCGGGUGUCUACCACCUGUUUAUACAGGGGUUAAUGGUUCCUUAGUCCUGGGCCAGGCCAGACGCACCGAGAAUACGGAAAGAGAUCAAGGAAGGGCCAUCGGCUGCUGGUAAGAUUGCAACCCUCGCUUCUUAAGAGGCU